This is a messenger RNA of Penicillium paradoxum, 1398 nucleotides long. Its product is annotated as tRNA-ribosyltransferase family protein. The coding region runs from base 1 to 1398 and encodes 465 amino acids. Gene Ontology annotation, cellular component: cytosol. Gene Ontology annotation, molecular function: tRNA-guanosine(34) queuine transglycosylase activity. Lineage: Eukaryota; Fungi; Ascomycota; Eurotiomycetes; Eurotiales; Aspergillaceae. The transcript has 8 exons. The record is from RefSeq and is a predicted model, not a curated record.
AUGCAAACACAACAAACAGCUUAUCAGAUAAACGUUCCUGAUCGCAUCGCAAACACUGCACAACCACCCCUCCUCAUGCUAUGCCACCGUGUUCUCGCCAGACGCCCUGCUAGAAUUUUGUCUACGGCUCUGUCCGUAUCAAUUGCAACCAUGUCGACCACCACCACCCCAGCCCACAAACCCAUGCCCUCUGCAUUAACUUUUGAUCGACACGCCAAAUGCUCGACCACCAAGGCCCGUGCUAGUACCCUUCACCUGCCUCAUGGCUCGGUCCCUUUGCCAAUUUUCAUGCCCGUCGCGACACAGGCAUCUCUUAAGGGCUUGACGUACGACCAGUUGCGCGAAACAGGAUGCAUGCUCUGCUUGAAUAAUACAUAUCACCUGGGCCUGAAGCCUGGUCAGGCAGUACUAGAUGCAGUGGGUGGAGCGCAUAAGUUACAAGGCUGGGAUCGCAAUCUCUUGACCGAUAGUGGGGGUUUCCAAAUGGUGUCACUUCUUCAGUUGGCCACUGUCACAGAGGAAGGAGUGCGAUUCCUCAGCCCGCACGAUGGUUCGCCAAUGUUACUGACCCCCGAACAUUCGAUCUCCCUCCAAAACUCUAUCGGAUCUGAUAUUAUCAUGCAAUUAGAUGAUGUGAUUGCUACCACUUCGCCAGAUCAUGCUCGCAUCAAGGAGGCUAUGGAACGCUCUGUGCGAUGGCUAGAUCGCUGCAUUGAAGAACACAAAUAUCCUGAGCGCCAAAAUCUUUUUUGUAUCAUUCAAGGUGGUCUGGAUCUAGAAUUGCGAAAACAGUGCUGUGAGGAGAUGGUAGCGCGUGAUACCCCGGGAAUCGCCAUCGGAGGUUUAUCCGGAGGUGAAGCGAAGGAAGAGUUCUGCAAAGUAGUGGAUACGUGCACUGGAAUCCUCCCGGAACACAAACCCCGAUACGUCAUGGGCGUGGGAUAUCCCGAAGAUAUCGUUGUCGCAGUGGCUCUCGGUGCAGAUAUGUUUGACUGUGUUUGGCCGACACGGACGGCGCGAUUCGGCGAUGCCAUCGUUUCUUCCGGUACUCUUAAGCUAAGCCACAAAUCGUUUGUCGAUGAUUUCAGACCAGUUGAAGAAGGCUGCACAUGUACUUGCUGCCGUCCAACUGACCAAGGUGGUCUUGGGCUCACACGAGCAUACAUGCACCAUAUCACAGCUAAAGAGACUGUUGGAGCUCACCUACUGACCAUUCAUAAUGUUCACUACAUGUUGACCUUGAUGGGGAGAAUCCGACAGGCCAUUCUCGAUGAUCAAUAUCCGGCUUUCAUUCGCAAGUUCUUCUUUGAUAUCUACGGAGACGACAAAUCGAAAUUACCUAAGUGGGCAGUGGGUGCUCUGCGGGGAGUUGGAGUUGACUUGUUGGCAGAUUCAUGA